Messenger RNA from Acanthosepion pharaonis, 741 nucleotides. Lineage: Eukaryota; Metazoa; Mollusca; Cephalopoda; Sepiida; Sepiidae. The record is from the annotation of a GenBank genome assembly.
AUGUUAUAUCUAUAUGUUGUAUCUAUCUAUGUUCAUUAUCUAUCUAUUUCAGUAUUCUCUCUUCUUUCUUUUUUAUUUCUUUUUUAUAUUCUUUCUAAAUCUCAAAUUUUAAGCCCUUCUUUUUUCUUUUCUUGUCUUAUUUUUUUCCUGUGUUCUGAUAUCUAUUCUUUCUUUCGCAAAUUUUUUUUCUUUUUUUUUGGAUUUGUCUACAUUAAUCUUCUUUAUCUUUUCUUCGAUAACUAUUCUUUCUUUCUUUCUUUUUUUCUUUCUUUCUUUUUUUAUUCUUUUCUUCCAUUUUUCUUUUUUAUUCCUUCUUUCUUUCUUAUUUCCUUUUUUCUUCCGGUGAUUCUUUUCAUUUCUUCAAUAUCUAUUCUUUCUUUUUUGUUCAAAUCUUUAUUUUUUCUUUCUUUCUUUAAUACUUUCUUCAUUUUUUUUUUUUCGAAAUUAUCCUUUCACACCAUUCCUUUUCUUUUCAUAUUGCUCCUUGUCACAUUUGUUCCUUUUUAUGAUAUCUUUGUGUCUUUCUUUUUACGAUGUUUCUUUUGUUUCUACGAUGAUGUCCCUUCUUUCUUUCUUUCUUUCUUUCUUUCUUUCUUUCUUUCUUUCUUUCUUUCUAAGAUAUCUCCCGUUUCUAAUUUCAUUUCAUUCUUUCUUUCUUUAAUUCUUUCUACAAUGUCUCUAUUAUUUCUUUCUUUUUACAAUAUCGUUCUUUCUUUCAACGAUGUCUCUUCUUUCUUUUGA